GCGGUCCUACGUGUCCUCCUCCCAAGUCUUGUGCUCGGUGGUGUGCAGCAUUUGAACAGAGGCAGACAGGGGAAGCAGAAUGAGUGGCUAGACAUGACCUUAGAAUAAAUUUGAGGAGUAACCUCGACGGUUUCAAACCACGGACCUUGAACAUCUGGAUUUCCCUUCGUGUUGGAUAUUUAAUUUAAAAGGAGGUGUUGGAGGAAUAUCUCCCCUCAGCGUUGGACUCUAUCUACCAGUUCCUCAGCAUAAAACCAUACCUGGCGCAGGUCUCAGAGUCUCCUUAAUCUUAUUUGUAGAUAGACAGCGAGCCCGGCUGGCGACACAUUACAGAGUAUCUUUAUUUAAAGCGCUUUAACAGAAAAUGUGAAUCCCUGCCUUCUCCGUGAGGGAGCCGAACCCCCGUCGUUGGCAUCUGAAACAGCUGGCUUGUGUCUAGAAAAUUGUGGAUUAACGAUUUUUUUUACCCCUUCUCCCAAGGAACCUCGGACGUCUUUCAGUGGCCUGUAGCCACAAUGAGCGUCGAUUUAAUUGAAUUAACUACAUGAGCGGUGUCAAAAGAAACGCGUUUCUCUCCGAUUUAAAAAGGGAAAAAAUCCAUAUCUGCUGAAAUAAACGGCGCCAGGAAAAUAUGGAAAACGAGGUGUUCACUCCUUUGCUGGAGCAGUUCAUGCUGACACCUCUGGUCUGCUGGGUGAAGACGGUCGGACACUCGACGGUGACCGAUGGCACCAAAUUAUCGGAAUAUAUUGAAUUAGUGGAUGGGAUUUACCUGAAUGAGAUAAUGCUUGAGAUAAAUCCCAAAGCCACAGUGCAGCGCACCAACAAGAAAGUGAACAAUGACUCCACACUGCGCAUCCAGAACCUUUCUAUUCUCAUCAGGCAGAUUAAAUCCUACUAUCAGGAGUGUCUCCAACAGCUGGUGAUGAUGCCUUUACCAAAUGUGCUGAUACUGGGCCGGAACCCCCUCUCUGAGCAAGGUCUGGACGAGAUGAAGAAACUGUUGCUGUUGCUACUAGGCUGUGCUGUCCAGUGUGAGAAAAAGGAAGAGUACAUUGAGCGUAUCCAGACUCUGGACUUUGACACCAAAGCUGCCAUAGCAUCACAUAUCCAAGAGGUGACUCAUAACCAAGAAAAUGUAGUGGACCUGCAGUGGCUGGAAAGUGGGGAAAUGCCUCCAGAGGAUCUGGACAGCCUCUCCAGAAACCUGGCUUUCCACCUCAAGCGCCUGGUGGAUGAAAGGGACACACAGCUUGAGACUAUAGUAGAGCUUACCCAGGAGAGAGACUGUGUGCAGCUAUCUCCACUGGCUCCCUGUCCAACCCAGUCUCCCAGUGACUCUCCCAGUAUGAGGAGGACUGAGAGCCGACAGCACCUCUCUGUGGAGUUGGCUGAUGCCAAGGCCAAGAUAAGACGCCUUCGGCAGGAACUAGAGGAGAAGAGUGAGCAGCUUUUGGACACCAGGCAGGAGCUUGAGAACAUGGAGGUCGAGCUCAAGAGACUUCAGCAAGAGAGCUAUCAGCUGCUGUCAGAUGCUCGGUCGGCUCGGGCCUAUCGUGACGAGCUGGAUUCGCUCCGAGAGAAAGCGAUACGUGUGGACAAGCUGGAGAGCGAGCUGAGCCGAUACAAGGAGAGACUUCAUGACAUCGAGUUUUACAAGGCCAGAGUUGAGGAGCUGAAGGAGGACAACCAGAUUCUGCUGGAGACUAAGACGAUGCUGGAGGAGCAGCUGGACGCUAGCAGGACCCGGUCCGACAAAUUACAUCUCCUGGAGAAGGAGAAUCUACAGAUCAAAUCCAAGAUCCACGACCUGGAGAUGGAGCGGGACAUGGACCGUAAGCGGAUGGAGGAGCUGUUAGAGGAGAACCUUGUGCUUGAGAUGGCCCAGAAACAGAGCAUGGAUGAAUCCCUGCACCUUGGAUGGGAGCUGGAACAAUUAUCAAAGACACCAGAGCUAACAGAAGCCCCUCAAAAGUCUCUGGGGGAGGAGGUGAAUGAGCUAACGUCAAGCCGCCUGCUAAAGCUGGAGAAAGACAACCAGACCCUGCUGAAGACGGUUGAGGAACUCAGAGCAGCAGCCAGUCAGGACACUGUGACAAAACUGGUCAAAGCUAACCAAGAAAACCAGAAGCUGAGCAAGAAAUUGGAGUCGUUGGAGAGCGAACUGACAGCAGACAGAGAGUCGCUCCGCAGUGCCGAAUCUCUCAGUACUGACCUGAUGAAGGAGAAGGCUUUGCUGGAGAAGACUCUGGAAACCCUCAGAGAAAACUCAGAGAGACAGAUGAAGGGUCUCGAACAGGAGAACAAGCACCUGAGCCAAACCGUGUCGUCUCUGCGUCAGCGCUGCCAGGUGGGUGCCGAGGCCCGCGUCAAGGAUGUGGAAAAAGAGAACCGCGUUCUUCACGAGUCGAUCUGUGAGACAACUGCCAAACUAAAUAAGAUGGAGUUUGAAAGGAAACAGCUGCGCAAAGAGCUUGAAGUUAUGAAGGAGAAAGGAGAGAGAGCAGAAGAGCUGGAAAUUCAGAUACAGAAGUUGGAAAGGGAAAACGAGAGCCUGCAGAAGAAAGUUGCCAGUCUUGGAAUCACCUGUGAAAAGGUGGCUUCUUUGGAGAAGGAGAAUAGUGAGCUGGAGGCAGAAGGCCGCCGCCUGAAGAAGAAGCUGGACACCCUGAAAAACAUGGCCUUCCAGCUGGAGGCUUUGGAAAAAGAAAACACUCAACUGGAGCAGGAGAACUUGGAGCUUCGACGCUCAGCUGAGAGUCUCCGCUCGGCGGGGGCUAAGGCUGCUCAGCUGGAGGCCGAGAACAGGGAGCUGGAGAGCGAGAAGAGCCAACUGAAACGCAGUCUGGAGCUGCUCAAAGCCUCGUCUAAGAAGACUGAGAGAUUAGAGGUGAGCUACCAGGGCCUAGAUACUGAGAACCAGCGCCUGCAGAAGGCUUUAGAGAACAGCAGCAAGAAAAUCCAGCAGUUGGAGGCAGAGCUGCAAGAGGUGGAGUCUGAGAAUCAGUCCCUCCAGCAUAACCUGGAGGAGCUCAAGAUCUCCAGUAAACGUCUCGAGCAGCUGGAGCAGGAGAACAAGGCUCUGGAGUUGGAAAGCUCCCAGCUAGAGAAAGACAAGAAGUUCCUGGAAAAGGAGAACAAGCGACUGAGGCAGCAGGCUGAGAUCCGCGACUCAAAGCUGGAUGAUAGCAACCAGCGCAUCGCUACCCUGGAGAAGGAAAAUCGGACAAUGGGCAAGGAGAUGAUCUUUUUCAGGGACUCCUGUACGAGAGUCAAGGACCUGGAAAGGGAGAAAAAGGAGCUGGUCAAACAGGCCACGAUCGAUAAGAAGACCCUUGUCACGCUCAGAGAGGAGCUUGUGAGCGAGAAGCUGCGGACUCAGCAGAUGACCAAUGAUCUUGAGAAACUGACCCAUGAGUUGGAAAAGAUUGGACUGAACAAAGAGAGGCUCCUGCAUGACGAGAGCUCAGACGACAGGUUUAAGCUCCUGGAAACCAAACUUGAGUCGACCCUGAAAUCAACUCUGGAGAUCAAAGAGGAGAAAAUUGCUGCACUCGAGGCAAGACUGCAGGAGUCCUCCAACCUUAACCAGCAGCUUCGCCAGGAGCUGAAAACGGUGAAGAAAAACUAUGAGGCGCUCCGGCAGAGAGAGGAGGAGGAGAGGAUGGUGCAGAGCUCACCCCCUAAAGGAGGGGAAGACCCUCAGGCUGUCAGUAAAUGGGAGAAAGAAAGCCAUGAAGCCACCAGAGAACUGCUGAAAGUCAAAGACAGACUCAUUGAAGUGGAGAGGAAUAAUGCUACUCUGCAGGCUGAGAAGGUGGCCCUGAGGAGCCAACUCAAACAACUGGAAACCCAAAACUCCAACCUGCAGGCUCAGAUAGUGGCUGUGCAGAGGCAGACGGCCUCUUUACAGGAGAACAAUACAACGCUACAGACGCAGAAUGCCAAACUACAGGUGGAAAACUCAACUCUGAGCUCACAGAGCGCAUCCCUGAUGGCCCAGAACGCCCAGCUGCAGAGCCAGCAGAGCAGUGUGGAAGGAGAGCGUGAAGGAGCGCUGAGGGAGAAAGAGGAGCUGAGGGCUACCUACGAACUGCUGCUGCGCGAUCACGAGAAGCUGGCAGCGCUCCACGAGAGGCAGGCAGCUGAAUAUGAAGCGCUGAUCGGGAAGCACGGUGGGCUGAAGACCUCCCACAAGAGCCUGGAACAGCAGCACAGGGACUUGGAGGACAAGUACAAACAGCUCUUGCAGAGAAAGGGGGAGCUGGAGGAGCUGGAGAAAAAUCUGAAGGAGCAGCAGGAAAAGAUGGCCCUGGAGAAUCAGACCCACCAAGCUACAGCUGACCAGUACAAACUGCUCAAAGAGGAAAAUGAUAGGUUGAAUAGCACCUAUCGUCAGCUCUUGAAGGACAAUGAAAAUCUCCAGCUGGACCAUAAAAACCUAAAGAGCCAGUUGAACAGUGCAAAGCUGGAGCAAACCAAGCUGGAGGCUGAGUUUUCUAAACUGAAGGAGCAGUACCAGCAGCUGGACAUCACCUCCACCAAGCUAACCAACCAGUGUGAGUUGUUGAGCCAGCUGAAGGGAAACUUGGAGGAAGAGAACCGUCACCUGUUGGAUCAAAUCCAGACUUUGAUGUUACAAAAUCGCACACUGCUGGAGCAGACCAUGGAGAGCAAGGACCUGUUCCACGUAGAGCAAAGACAAUACAUAGAUAAGCUGAAUGAGCUGAGGAGGCAGAAGGAGAAGUUGGAGGAGAAGAUUAUGGACCAGUACAAGUUCUAUGACCCUUCACCUCCACGCAGGCGCGGCAACUGGAUUACUCUAAAGAUGAAGAAGCUGAUCAAGCCGAAGAGCCGGGAGAGGAUGCGGUCUCUCACACUGACUCCAUCUCGAUCAGAGUCUGGAGACAGUUUUCUGGUGUUUCCCCAGGACAGCCAGGACAGCUCAUCCAUAGGCUCGGGCACCAACUCGCUAGAUGACACGCUCUCACACAAGAGGAGCAGCAGGAGGAGAGGGCAGCAGUCUCAUGCCCAAGUGCAGGGUUCCUCCAAUGCUAUAAAAAGGUUGCCUUUCAUGAGGAACAGAUCCAAGGACAAAGACAAGGCCAAGGCCAUCUACCGGCGCUCCAUGUCUAUGAAUGACCUGCUUCAGACCAUGGCAAUGGCAGGCGGUCCUGAGGCUCAGUGGGCGGGCAGCAUUGAGAAUCUAGACGGGGCUGAAGCCAGAGAUGCCAACAUGACGGGCAGCAGCAGGCGCAGCGGGCAGCGCAUGAAGGAACUCGCCUUUUCCACCAAUGCCAUUGAUUGUGCCACCCUCACCCUGCCUAGUUCAAGUCACAGUAGAACCAAGCACAGGCUUCAGGUCAAAGACAAUGCCUCCUGUGAGGAUGUCGCCGGCUCAUUGGAUGAUCCCAAGAGUCAAGCCUCCAGACCCUCCAGUCUUCAUAGCAACAGGACCACCAGUAGUAAUAGUAACAAUAACUCCCACCUUACUUCUCCUCUGGAGGGCAAAGGCACACUGAACGGCAGUCUGAGCAGGCCUCACAGCGAGAGCAGCGGCGAGUUCAGCCUGAGUCUGGACCAGGAGGUGUGGUCCAGCAGCGGCAGCAGCCCCGUCCAGCAACCCACCUCCUCACGCUCCUCCCACCAGAGCCCCCUGCAGCUGCGCAGAUCUUUUGACCCAUCUGCCACCGCGGGCAGCGCGGUCCAGACCCAGAUCAGGAAGACGGGAUCCCCAGGGAGCAAGGUGCUUUCCCUGCAGCAGUUCCUGGAUGAGGGUAUUGAUCCUGCAGAGUCUGGCAGUCAGGAGAACCUCACUGUAGACUCUCCUCGCCUCUCCACCUCCUCUGAGCACGGCCAGAAAGAACGCACUGUCACAAAGGGCCGGGGCAUACUGCGCUCGUCCAGCGGGAAGGCAGCACCAGUCAGCGCUGACCGGCCUCCGAGGUCUUCCGGACAACCAGGACGCCCUUCCCUGCGGAAGGCCGAGAGCACACGCGUGAAAGGCUCCGCCCCGAUCCGCGCCAGCCUGUCUUCACAGGGCAAAGCGACCUCUGUCUCCGAACGGCUCGAUUCAGCCUCCUCCACCCUGCCCCGGGCCAGCAGUGUCAUCUCCACCGCUGAAGGUACCACACGGCGUACCAGCAUCCACGACCUGCUGUCCAAGGACAACCGGCAGCCCGUUUCGGUUGACGCUCCUGCUGCUGCUUCCACCAGGGCUGGGCUACGCUCGCAGCCCACACCCAGUGAGUACCACCCCAACAGCACCAACCUUAAGGGACCCCUCACCACCAUCACUCCCAUGCCCAAGUCAGUCAGCUUACCUUGCCAUAGCUCGGAGGACCCUGACCUCUCCACCCUUGAGUCUUUCCUCGGCCCUUCCUUCACUGUAGAAUCUGUGUUCAUGGACUCCAUCUUUAGUGAGUCAGCAGACAAAAACCUCCCCUUCCUUUCUCUUAACCCCACCUUAGUCAGCAACAUCAGCGGGCCUCCUGUUACAAAUAAGACCCACCCUCCUCCUGUGCCGCACGACAUUCGCACCCAAAACCAGACCCCCCACAGCCAAUCAAACGGCCAGAUGAGAUCCAGCGAGGGUGUUGAUCAGAGUUGUCUAAAUAAUCCGGAUCAGUCACUGAGCCCAGAGGAGAGGGAGUCUCUGUGGUAUGAGUACGGCUGUAUCUAAAUGACGGGGAGGUUUCUGGUUUGCUGAUUUUAAUACUUGAAUUGAAGAGGGAGGAACAAAAGGAUGGAUAAAGAGCAAAGCCAUUUCCUCUGCAUGUAUUCAUCAGAGCACUAUCUGUCUCUGUGUGGUGUUUGUGGGUCAUUUUUCCCUGUUUGCUAUGGUGCUGAUUGGUGACUUUAAUUUUUAAUAUUUUUUUAACCCCCAUUUUCUUUUCUAUGAUGCGGGACUUUGACUGUUCUUCCGUCCAAUACCCUUUCACACAUUAUUUUUACCUCAUCAGAUAAGUUUUACAUGGCUAACAUUAUACUAUUAUCUGCUGGAGUGAGGUGAUACAUCUUAACUUGGGAAUGAGAAGAAACAUAGAAUUAUCUAAAGCUUUCAUUCGAGGUCAGAACACACCGAGCAAGUCGGUUCAAGUCACACCAGGAAUCAUAAAAACAGCAGGAAAAGCUGUUUUCGAUAAUGAGCAAAGCAUUCUGGGGCAAUUUCUUCAUAGUAAAGUCAGAUAAUAGGUUCACUUUGCAUUUUCUGUUUAUUAUGGUGAUUCUUGGCAAGUCCCACUUUUCACCUCCUAAAUUGCAUGGCUUUGUUUUGUCUGUUUGACCUGAAACUUUCAUUUGGAUUGCUGUGAUCAAAAUGGUUUUCAUACGUUUGUUUCUUAUGAUGGUGUGUUUGUUUUUUGUUUUUUACAUUUGAUAUCUUUUCUGUUUUUCUUUGCUGUGUACACAUUCAUUGGAGUGUUUGCUCCCCUCUGCAAAUGGAUUAAUAUGAUCUGGUGGAUCUAAACUGACCACCUCCGCUGGUGACAAAAUGAUGACGCUUCAUUCCCAAAACAAUCAGAGUGGCAUUUUUAGUUUGAAACGUGAAAGUUGACGGUGAGGACACAGAAUACAGCACGAAAAUAUUGAUUUGGUUUUUUGCAGUUUAUGAUUGUUUGGGGGUAUUUUAAUAAUUUUUUUAGAACGUGGAGUCGAUACUGUAAGUUGAUUUGUUUGAGGUUGUUUUGUGAAUGAAGCAAACAUCAUUCCUUUUGGUAUUUUCUGACACGCCACAAGUUGGAUAACUUGAGGUGAUAUUUAAGACUGACCUAUCUUGUAUAGACUGCUAUCAUUAAGUUAUAAUCAAAGACGAGCACUACAUAUUGUGGCAAUACUAGUUGAACUGCCUGUAUCUACGUCCUUAUUUAUUUCUGCUUUCGUACUCUUUAGUUGCUGUUUUUAAGUUGCUAUAUUGUAUUUAUCUUGAUUCAAAGUAUCCGCAGGUAUGAAGUAAAUGAAAAUGGUCUGUCAUCACUCUGCAGAUGUAACAUAAGCGUUGCCUUUGUCCUACAGAUGUGGAGGGCAGAAAGUCUAAAAGCAGGAGCGGGGAGCCGCAGCAAAGCUGCUAAACCCUGUCCCCCCCACCCUCGUCUGUCUGCUACCAUGCUGUGAGCGCGU
Molecule: messenger RNA, 8118 nt
Organism: Pelmatolapia mariae (spotted tilapia)
Lineage: Eukaryota; Metazoa; Chordata; Actinopteri; Cichliformes; Cichlidae
Product: girdin-like
Exons: 36
Coding region: 632-6682 (2016 amino acids)
Biological process (GO): cytoplasmic microtubule organization; cytoskeleton-dependent intracellular transport
Cellular component (GO): centrosome; cytoplasm
Molecular function (GO): microtubule binding; dynein light intermediate chain binding
Source: RefSeq, a predicted model, not a curated record